GCUCCUUCCCUCAACUGCACACCACAGCCUCCUCAGGAACAGCCUCUGCCUCCUCUACUCCGGAAUCAUCAGCUCCCACAAGAUGUCCUGCCAGCAGAGCCAGCAGCAGAGCCAGCCACCUGCCAAGUGCCCCUCGCCCAAGUGCCCCCCAAAGAGCCCAGCACAGUGCUCCCCUCCCGCCCCCUCUGGCUGUGCUCUGAGCUCCGGGGGCUGCCACGGGCCCAGCUCCGAGGCCGGCUGCUGCCUGAGCCCCAACAGGCGCCGCAGGUCCCACGGGUGCCGGCGCCGCAGCUCUGGCUCCUGUGACAGAGCCGGUGGCCAGCUGUCUGGGGGCUCUGGCUGUGGCCAGGGCUCUGGGGGCUGCUGCUGA
This is a messenger RNA of Sorex fumeus (smoky shrew), 370 nucleotides long. RefSeq names its product late cornified envelope protein 3C-like. NCBI's taxonomy places the organism in Eukaryota, Metazoa, Chordata, Mammalia, Eulipotyphla, Soricidae. Bases 83 to 370 code for a protein of 95 amino acids. The record is from RefSeq and is a predicted model, not a curated record. The transcript has 2 exons. Gene Ontology annotation, biological process: epidermis development.